This is a messenger RNA of Darwinula stevensoni, 1296 nucleotides long. The record is from the annotation of a GenBank genome assembly. NCBI's taxonomy places the organism in Eukaryota, Metazoa, Arthropoda, Ostracoda, Podocopida, Darwinulidae.
AUGACUGUGAAGACCCAGGGUGAAGGAAGAAAGGAGGGUGAGGGUGAACGCUCUUCCCCGAACGGACCCAAACCAUCCACUUACAAUGGACAACCGCAAUCGCGACCGCGUCAACAACGGCGGGAAAGACCGUCACAACCUUACUCACGUGGGAAGCAAGGGAGAGCCGAAAAGUCUUCAGGGAAUCCUUUUCCUCAGGACCUGUCUUGGAGGCAUGGAAGCCAACCCAUCACGUAUUCCUCUGGAGACUCUGCCCUACUUUCGCAGGAACCACAACGAUCCUAUGGUGGACCCCAGACUUCCUUUAUGAGCGACCCAUGGGCCAAUCUCCAGACCCAUCCCAUGAUGUACGCAUAUGAGGUCAACUUUGGACCCCAUGACCAGUCACAGCAACAGUUCCAGCAACCGGUUCAACAACGACAACAGUAUGAGUCGCAGCCUCAGCAGCAGCAUGGAGGUCACCAAAGAGAGUCGAAAUCCCAGUCCGGAUACCAACCCCAGCCACAGCGUCUGGAUCAUCCGGGACAACCGAUGGUCGAGAUGAAUCGAGCUUAUUCUUUUUCCUACGAGGCUCCGGACCAUGACAGAGAGGAGAAAUCGGAUUCAGAUGGGAACGUGAACGGAAGAUACUCCUUUGUGGCCCCAGAUGGAGUGAGAAGAGAAGUGAAAUACCAAGCAGGAGCGGGAAAAGGGUUCCUUGCUCAAGGCGACCACAUCCCUCAAAUGCUCGCCUCUAUGGGUAUCCAACCCCUGAACCCCUUUAUGAUGUUUCAGCCCGAGCAAGGACAAGGAGCCUGGCCCCCACAUCCCCAGCAGUGGCCGAAAACACAACAAUUCUAUCCUCAACCGCGACCCACCGUACAGCAACCGUACUCCAAAUCGUGGCCCACCGUGCAGCAACCCUAUCCCCAACAGCAAUCCAUCUCGCAGCAACCGUAUCCCCAACCACUUCCCACCGUGCAGCAAUCUCGUCCCCAAAAGCUAUCAGCCGUUCAUAAGCCUUAUCCUCAGGAACGUCCUGGAGCCAAACCGCAAGCAUCUUACCCCCAAGAACCGAACAGGUAUUUCCAAUUGAACCGAGACAUGAGCUACCGAUUCGGAUACGACACGGGGGAGGGUCAUCGUCGCCAGGAGGAGAGAUCGGGAGAUGGGAAAGUGACCGGUAGUUUCUCUUAUCCCUUGCCCGACGGGAGCCAAAGAAAGUACGACUACGUGGCGACCGAAGACGGGGGUUUCAUGAUCGUCAAUGCCGAGGGGGAUCCUUAUUUCCCCCUCAUGAUGCUUGCAGGCGACUGA